CUCUCUCUCUCUCUCUCUCUCUCUCUCUCUCCUCUCUCUCUCUCAGGUCUGACAGCGGCUGCUCUUGCUGAGGCCAUGAAGACCAAAAAGAUCAAGUUGGAGGUGAUGGGGGGUUACCAUAGUAACCACCACCAGCAUCAUCAUCACCACGAGACAGACGGAGAGAACGGAGGAGAUCACCACAACUCCUCCAGUCUGGGUCUGGAACACCUCCCGUUCAUGAUGAUGUCACACCCCCUGAUCCCUGUUAGUAUGGCCCCUGCCUCCGUCUCCAUGGCGAUGAGUCAGAUGAACCACCUCAACACGUUAGCCAGCAUGGCCUCUGCUGCCCAGGUCCACCACUCUACCCUCUCCUCCCGCGGCCGCAUGGUCACCUCUGUUAUAAAGGAGCGUGUUCGGGACAGUCCGUCUCCAGCUCCCUCUCUGGAGGACGGGAGGAGGUCUGGGAGUCACCUGUCCUCUCGUCACAGCAGCAGCAUCUCCAGCUCCCCAGUACACCCAGAACACUCUGCAGACAGGACCCACAUGCAGCAGAACGGCCUGUCCUCCAGCCAGGCUCUGUUGGGUCUGUCUCCCAGUGCUGUGCCUGGUCCUAAAGAAGGAGAUGUGGCCUCCCUGGACUCUGGCCACCAAGCUAAGAGGAACCAUGUUGAGAGAGAUGACUGUGGUUUCCUGAGCACCCAGACAGUCAGAGAACCAAUCAGAGAGCCAUUUCGAGAGCCAGUCAGAGACGGCUAUGAGAGGCUGUCGUUCUCGGGGCAGAAGCUUCCUCCAGGGUUCCCCGGACCCUUUAUCUUCCCCGAGGGGCUGUCGUCAAUAGAGACACUGCUCACUAACAUCCAGGGCUUGCUGAAGGUUGCCAUCGACAACACGCGCGCUCAGGACAAGCAGGUGCAGACGGAGAAGUCAGAGCUGAAGAUGGAACUGUUCAGAGAGAGGGAGCUGAGAGAGACACUGGAGAGACAGCUCACCAUGGAGCAGAAAAACAGAGUGCUGAUCCAGAAGCGUCUGAAGAAAGAGAAGAAGACGAAGAGGAAACUUCAGGAGGCUCUGCAGUUUGAGUGUAAACUGAGAGACCACGCUGAGCAGAGCCUGCAGCAGACUGUAGCCUCAGACAGAGCCCUCUGUGACUCACUGACCCAGGAAGUAGACAGCGGUAACCAAGGUAACGGCAGGACUGACGCAGAGGCAGCGAUACAAGAUGGAAGACUCUUCCUGAAAACCACAGUGAUGUAUUGAAGUCAACAUGAAGAGAAGAUGGAUUCGAGCACCAUUGGAGAGAUUCCAGGGACUUGCAGCAGCAACAUCAUGGACGUUUCAGUACUCCACACUACUGUCAUUAAAGACGGACAAUACACAACAAAGAACAAAUAAUCAAAGAAUUGUCAUAACGGUGUUAUGUGCAAAACCACUGUAUUUCACAGCAACACAUUCAAAGCAAAGUGGAACUGAAGGAGAGAUUUUUCUACUUUAUUUAAACCAGCCCGAAUGCUCAGAGACAAAUCCACUUCCGAUUUUUGACUUGUAUUCCUGUCUCAAGUUUUAUAAGAUUUCAAUGUUUUAAAGCAUAAUGUCACGAAGGUAAUCUAGAGGGUAAUUUAUUACGUUAUUUCUGUACAUAAAUUCAUACAAUGUUUCAUUACAAUAUUUGUUUUUGUUGUUUAUUCUAGUAAUGAAAAAUGACAGUUUGUCCUUUGCCAUUGUUGUAUAUCAGAUGAAAGGUAAAGGCUUCCUGACCCACGGUAUGCUGUGUACAUAAAGUAAAGAGAUUGUAUUGUAAUGCAGUAGAUCAGCUCGAUGAAAAAAUAAUACAAACAUUCUCAUCUG
Salvelinus fontinalis (brook trout) is the source of this 1827-nucleotide messenger RNA. Its product is annotated as dachshund homolog 1-like. The transcript has 9 exons. The annotation marks the transcript as partial. The record is from RefSeq and is a predicted model, not a curated record. Lineage: Eukaryota; Metazoa; Chordata; Actinopteri; Salmoniformes; Salmonidae.